Molecule: messenger RNA, 1785 nt
Organism: Chaetomium strumarium
Lineage: Eukaryota; Fungi; Ascomycota; Sordariomycetes; Sordariales; Chaetomiaceae
Product: pyridoxal phosphate-dependent transferase
Exons: 4
Coding region: 1-1785 (594 amino acids)
Biological process (GO): L-tyrosine biosynthetic process; aromatic amino acid catabolic process
Molecular function (GO): pyridoxal phosphate binding; L-2-aminoadipate:2-oxoglutarate transaminase activity; aromatic-amino-acid:2-oxoglutarate transaminase activity
Source: RefSeq, a predicted model, not a curated record
AUGCGGAGCAUCAUCCGAACCAGAGCCCUCCGGGGCGAGCUCCGCGGCCUCCCGUGUUCAACCUCAGCCCGGCCCCACUCCGGCCUGAGCAUCCUUCGGACACGCACCACACAAGUUACACAACCACGUCCGAUUCCGUCUCAUUCUCACUUCUUCCACUCGAAAUCCCGGGACGCCUCCGAGGCUCUGGGCACGGCGGCCCGGCUCCCGGAUGCCGAGCCGGUGUCUCCCGUGAGGCCCCGGGAGCGCAUCACUAUCGCCGACAUCAAGGAAAGACGGGCCAAGGCCGGGCGGCUGAUUGCUCCAACAGCGUCAUACAGCGAUGCCGACAUGUUCAAGGCGCCUUCAAUAGGCAAGCCCAAAGCCAAACGAUGGGACCACCACCUCACGCAAGAAUCCAUUUCCCGCGAACCGUGCAAGCUGAAGCAGGCGGCAAAGCACCUCAAACAACCGGGCCUGAUCUCGCUGGGCGGCGGGCUGCCCUGCCCGGAAUACUUCCCCAUCUCGUCGAUCGACCUGCGCAUCCCGGUGCCGCCUCACUUCUCCGAGGCGGCCACCGCGUCGUCAGGGGAAGACGUGCACAUCGGGAAAUACGACGCCUCCUCCCUGCCCGGCUCGGCGCCCGAGUACGAUCUGUCGAUCGCGCUCAACUACGGCCAGGCCAACGGCUCCGCGCAGAUGACCCGCUUCGUGACGGAGCACACCGAGCUGGUCGGCGCCCCGCCCUACGCCGACUGGCGCACCUGCCUGACCGUCGGCAGCACCGGCGCGCUGGAGCAGGCGCUGCGCAUGCUGUGCGACGGGCGGCGCGGGCGGCGGGAUUCGCUGCUGACGGAGGAGUUUUCGUUCUCGACUGCGCUGGAGACGGCGGCGCCGCUCGGGGUGAAGGUGGUGGGCGUCAAGAUGGACGGGGAAGGGUUGUUGCCCGAGAGUAUGGAUGAGAUUCUGCACGGGUGGGAUCUGGAGGAGCGCGGCGGCGCGAGGAAGCCGCAUGUUCUGUACACGGUCCCCUCGGGCCAGAACCCGACGGGCGCGACGCAGGGGGAGCAGAGGCGGCGGGCGAUCUACGAGGUGGCGAGGAAGCAUGACGUGUUCAUCGUCGAGGACGAGCCGUACUAUUACCUGCAGAUGCAAGAGCCCGGCACGCCGCCGCCGGCGAGCGUGGACGAGUUCCUCGGCGGGCUGAUCCCGACCUACCUGAGCAUGGAUGUGGAUGGGCGGGUGCUGAGGAUGGAUUCCUUCUCGAAAGUGGUCAUGCCCGGGUCGAGGCUGGGCUGGAUUACCGCGUCGGAGCAGAUUGUCGAGCGGUUCAUCCGCCACGCCGAGGUUGCGAACCAGGGCCCCAGCGGGUUCUCGCAGGUGAUUCUGCACAAGCUGCUGGACGAGCGCUGGGGCCACGAGGGGUACUUGAGGUGGUUGAUGAAUCUGCGCAUGGAAUAUACCAAGAGGAGGGAUGUCAUGGUUGCCGCGUGUCACGAGUUCCUGCCGAAGGAGGUGGUGAGCUGGAAUCCGCCGCAGGCGGGCAUGUUUCACUGGCUGAAGGUCGAUUAUCAAGCGCAUCCGCAUGCCUCGACCAAGAGCAUCCUCGAGAUCGAAGAGGAGAUCUUCAACAGCUGCAUAUCCAAGGGCGUCCUCGUCGCCCGCGGGUCCUGGUUCCGCGCCGAGCAGGACACUCCUCCGUCGGGGCUGUACUUCCGUGCCACGUUUGCCGCCGCUACGCCGGGGAAUAUGAGGGAGGCCAUCAGGCGGCUUGGCGAGGCCAUCAGGGAGAGUUACAAGAUAUGA